AUGACCAUGUUUGAAAAUGUCACCCGGGCCCUGACCAGACAGCUGAACCCUCGAGGGGACCUGACGCCCCUGGACAGCCUCAUAGACUUCAAGCGCUUCCACCCCUUCUGCCUGGUGCUGAGGAAAAGGAAGAGCACGCUCUUCUGGGGUGCCCGGUACCUGCGCACCGACUACACCUUCCUGGAUGUACUGGAACCUGGCAACUCACCCUCAAACCCAACAGACUCUGGGAACUUUGCCUUUAAGAAUAUGCUGGAUGCCAAAGUGGAGGGACAGGUGGAUGUGCCAAGGACAGUCAAGGUGACGGGGGCUGCAGGACUGUCUCGGAACAGCACCUUGGAGGUCCAGACGCUCAGUGUGGCUCCCAAGGCCCUGGAGACCUUGCACCAGGAGAGGAAGCUGUCAGCAGAGCACCCGUUCCUGAAAGAGAUGCGAGAUCGAGGAGAGAACCUGUAUGUGGUGAUGGAGGUGGUGGAGACGGUGCAGGAGGUCACUCUAGAGAGAGCCGGCAAGGCAGAAGGUGUCUUCUCCCUCCCUUUCUUCGCCCCAUUGGGGUUACAGGGAUCCAUCAACCACAAGGAGGCGGUAACCAUCCCCAAGGGCUGCAUCCUGGCCUUUCGAGUGAGGCAGCUGAUAGUCAAAGGGGAAAAUGAAUGGGAGAUUCCACAUAUCUACAACGAUAACAUGCAAACCUUCCUUCCUGCAGUCAUCCAGGCAUCUGAUGUCGGGGAGAUGCAUGAGGACUUCAAGACGCUCAAAGCAGAGAUUCAACGAGAGACCCAAGAAGUGGAGAAGCUGAGUCCCGUGGGACAAAGCUCCUUGCUCACGGCCCUCUGCAAACUUCUAGGAAAGAAAAAGGAGCUACAAGACCUGGAGCUUACGCUUGAAGGGGCUCUCGACAAAGGACAUGAAGUGACGCUGGAGGCACUCCCAAAAGAUGUCCUCAUAUCCAAGGAGGUUAUGGACGCCAUCCUCUACUUCAUUGGAGCACUAACAGAGUUAAGUGAAGCCCAACAGAAGCUGCUGGUGAAAUCCAUGGAGAAAAAGAUCCUGCCUGUGGAACUGAAACUUGUGGAGAGCACACUGGAACAGAAUUUUCUGCAUGACAAAGAGGAUGUUUUCCCCCUGCAAUCUAACCUGCUCGCCUCGCUUGGGGAAGAGGAACUGAUCCUCACGGAGGCCCUCGUGGGGCUGAGCGGCCUGGAAGUGCAGAGAUCGGGCCCCCAAUACACAUGGGACCCAGACACCCUCCCCCACCUCUGUGCCCUUUACGCUGGCCUCUCCUUCCUGCAGCUGCUGACCAAGGCCUCCUAA
This is a messenger RNA of Pipistrellus nathusii (Nathusius's pipistrelle), 1314 nucleotides long. The record is from the annotation of a GenBank genome assembly. Lineage: Eukaryota; Metazoa; Chordata; Mammalia; Chiroptera; Vespertilionidae.